Messenger RNA from Vicia villosa (hairy vetch), 387 nucleotides. RefSeq lists its product as uncharacterized. Lineage: Eukaryota; Viridiplantae; Streptophyta; Magnoliopsida; Fabales; Fabaceae. The record is from RefSeq and is a predicted model, not a curated record. The transcript has a single exon. Bases 1 to 387 code for a protein of 128 amino acids.
AUGAGUAAAUGGGGAUGGAGAUUCUUAUCGGAUAGAGAGUCGGUUUGGUUCAAAUUUUUGGAGUUUAGGUAUGGUAAGGGUAUGGAGGCUCUUUGCGGAAUAAUUCCCAAUAGGAUCCUAUUGAAAGCGUCGCUUUGGUGGAGGGAUGUUCGUAAUGUUUGCGGGUUUGAAGUUAACGAUAGACCUUGGUUUUCGGAUUGCAUCUCUUGGAGAUUAGGGGAUGGAGAAUCUAUUUGUUUUUGGGAUCAUGCUUGGAUGGGCCAUACGCCUUUUAAGGUGAUUUUCCCUCACCUUUACGGUUUGUGUUCUCCUUCUAAUCCUAUAUCUUCUUCUUCUUCCUAUGUUUCUUUUGUCGCCAAUAUGGGUGUUUGGGUGGAUAAUGUGUGA